UUUUUGUUGUAGAUGUUGAAAUUCAGCAGUACUAUAAUUUGGAGGUUAGGAACUAGGUCCACCAUAAGAAAAUACUCUAGCACAGGUGCUGCAGUGUUUAAAACUGACAAAAUAGACACCAAAGGACUCACUAGCAACAACACUAAGUCCACGGUAGACGAUGAUAAGGACAGUUCAGUGUAUGGAAGCUUAAGAUCCGUCUCAGUGCCUACGCUUGGGAAAAGAAAUAAUGUGCUGUUUAACAAGCAACUGAGAAAUUAUGUUUAUAGUGAGGAUUACCGUCUUGUAGCAGCAGCCUUUGCUAGUCUUAACUCCCCAGAAUCAGACGACCUGAGAAAGCCUAGCCCCAAGUCUGUCAAGCAGAAUCGGCAACAACUGCUAGACACACAAAUCUUGAAAGCCACUGAUGUCAACAGCUUACUCUUGGUCGCUGAACAGCCUAUUGUAUCCAGAAGACAUGCUUUAAAGAUGGUGUCGAUCCUCUCAGAAUGGUCAAGCAGCAACAAAGUGAAGCUCUCAGACUUUGAAAAAGACCCUCGAUUUCUAAAACUAUGCCGUAUCUUAGCGAGGACACCCUCAUCGCAGACAAUGAGUUCUCUAACAAUGGCCGAAGACUUGAGCACUGUGCUAGGCAUCACUGGUGAUGAUGAGGCCGCUAGAUUAAUUAUGAACUUGUCUUUACCACAGAUGAUUAAGGUGAUGAAAGCACUUAACCAAAAAGGCCGCCGUAGCACACCACUCCUGCGUGCUCUCUCCCACAACAUCACGAAGCAGUCGGACGUUAUAGACUUAAAGAAGUCAGCGGAUCUGCUGUAUUGCAUGGCGGCACUUAACUUCCCUGAUCCCGUUCUAUUAGAUAGAAUAUGCAAUGACGUCAUAGAAUGCCUGCCUUCAAAUCAAGAUAAACCAGCUGUUGUGAACUCCAUUCUGGUCUCCCUGGGCCUGUUAAAGUAUCGGCACGAGGUUUGUCUGACGGGUCUGGUGGACUGGUUGCAAAAGCAUAAGGAUAUUUGGCGAGUAAGCGAUGUGGCGUCGGCUGUUGUCACUUUGGCUACUUUGGAUUUUGUGCCGCCACACAGCGAGGUUCUUUUCGAGUGGGCUGUGGCUCUCAAGGAAGAAGAGAUGGUGAAGUCAUCGAUGUGGCUGGACCUGGUGUUCUCUCUACUGAUACUGAACAAAGCGACGCAGCAUCACCUCGCGUCCACAUUGAAGCCGGAGUUUAUCGACAAACUGCUGUCGGCUGGAGAGAUCCCGAUACCCGCCCGGCGCAAGUUGAUGGCUAUCGACGCGUGGGUGGGCCUGACAGCGCCGUCGUCUGUACGUCUGCCCGAGGACGUUUCCGUGGGCGUGCCCGUGGUUUACACCAAGGAGAAGGCCUCGUACGUGCACAGCAUCUUGGACACCUUCAAGAGUCUGGUCUCCGCCGACACCUUCUUCAGGAGGGACUGCAACUCGGGCAUGGGCUUUUUGUAUGAUGCCGAAUUUGCUGUUGAUGCCAAGUGCCAUCCGGUUCCCUUAGAAAAAGCGGACAAAAAUAAAAAUAUAUUCAGGAUAGCAGUGUUAGGUCUGGACUAUCACGAUAUGACGCGCAAGACGACCGUGCCUCUAGGGGUCAAUCAGCUCUACACGAGAUUACUACAACUAAAGGGCUUCAAAGUUCUCCAAAUUCCAUACACAGAAUUCAAUCCAAAAGAGAAAUUAGUGACACGAGUACAAUACAUCGAGAAGAAAUUAAAAGAACUUAUCAAGGCCGUUUGACAACCGCUUACUAAGCCGGCCAAAGCGGCUAAUAAGGCUAAAGUGGCUAAAAAGGUCAAAGAGGCCAGAAUGGCCAAACCAGCCAAGCCGGCGAAGAAACAGUGAGAUAGUAUGGACUUGUAUUUAUACAAACAGUGAAUUAGAUUAAUUUAUAUUUUCGAAUGUUGGUAAAUGUGCUUAGGUUUUUACUGUGAAUGACGUUAGCUCCAAUUUCCAACAACUAUACUAAGUAUUCAGUUUUUUUCGAUCGACAUAUUCUGUUAAACUAAUUUUUGUAUUCGAUGAGGGUCAAUUCUCCAAAUUGCGAAGUGUAUCGAAUUCCUGAGGAUGUAUGACGCGUACAUCAUUUUGCUCUUGGAAUGUGUUCUGACCAGGGGAGAGCAAGCACCCGGGUUUUAACCUUUGUUGUUGUUAAUCUAAGUCUGGUUAAGUCCGAAAUCGAGGGCAAAAACUAUUUACAACUAAAUAUUUGUAAAUCGAUUUUUUUUCAAAUGUAAUGAGGUUAUUACGCAAUGUUUAUUGCUUGCUUAUAUUAUUUUGUCUUUCUAUUGAAUCGAUUCGCUUGAAAAUCGCAUUGAAUUGAAUCGAUACAAAGACUCGUUAUCGUACACUUGAAUCGAUUUUCAUAAAAAUCGAAUGUGCAUUCCUAAUAGUAAGUGAGAAUCCAAAGGCUAGCAAGGAGGGUAUUGAGUGGAAUUCGUUUAAAAAAGAUUUUUUAUAUGGAAAUUACUAAUAAGUAUGGAAUUUCGCAAUAGCAAAUUCCGUAUUCGCCUUUUCUGCCCACAAUUUUGGGCGUUUUGGUUAAAAUUCCGGGCAUUGUUUGGGUUUUAACACACUGCCCACCUCUGGCUCGUACGGUACUUAUCUGGGUGCGGUUAUUUGCACGGAUUGGUUUGGUGGUUUCAAUUGUUGUGUCUGAGCCAACAAGUAGAGCUGCGAAGAUUUUGCAAUACAUGUUUGGUUAGGUAAUACUCGUAUUUUGAUGUAUCUGUUUGGAUUCUAUUAAGUACGUUCUUGGAUGUAUUAUUUUUCUAAUGGGGCUGACAUGUUCAAUAAUUAUCAAAAUAAAUAAAGGGUUAAAAAAAGGAUUCAGUUUAAAAAAUGUUGUUUAUUAUAAAUAUGAAAGUUGUUUAGACCAGCUGGGCUGCGUUUGGCAAGUUAGAUGACAUUCUCAAAUCAUAUAAGAUUCAGACAGUGCCUGAAGACCCGCUUGUUUAAUCAAUGUGUUGCACCCACCAUGACGUAUGGUGCCGAGACAAGGACGCUCACGCAGGAGACUGUAUACAAGUCGAGAGUUGCACAGAGGGUCAUGCAGCGCGCCAUGCUUGGCAUCAGCCUUGUGGUUAGAGCUCCGAACGUUGAGAUCCGACGACGGACGAAAGUCCAGGAUGCUGGAACUCGGAUCAUGGAACUCAAACGGUCGGGACACAUAGCAAGGCGAGGUGAUAGCAGGUGGUGAAAGACGUCGAUUGGUUGGUGGCCAGUUCCAAGGUGGGUCGACGACAUAGUACGCGUCGCGGGGCGUCAAUGCUAGUACAGGACAGGACAGGAGAUGGCUCCUCGUGAGUUAAUCCAGUCCAUUUCCAUUUUUAUCUACCAUCACCCCCAAAUCCUGUAUCUCAUCUACCGUCCAUAAUUUUUGUCCAACAAUUUUAUAUUCAUAUGACUCCAGUUUGCUGCGUGAAAAACCAAUAUAGUGACAUUUACCGAUAUUUAGUAUCAUUUUGUGAGACAAGCACCAAUUAUGUAAAUUAUUAAUAACUUCUAAGACACCAGCAGAAAGGUACAUACAUGCUUGAAAAAUAUAGGAUCAAAUGAGACCCUGAGAAACCCCGGAUAGAACAACAAAAGCAUUUGAACAAAAACCAUUAACAAUUACUUUAGAACGCCGACAAAACAAGUAAGAUUUGACCACAUUUGACCCAUUCAAGCAAUGACCCUUCAUUGCCCAGAAUCGACAAUUAGUUUAAUACGAUUUGAUGGUCAACCUUGUCGAAUGCUUACUGUGUACUGUUGUAGUAGCAGACCUCCUUGUGAAAGAGUUCGACCAAGAAAGUACUGCCACCUUACCUAUUUCUGCCGCCAAGCAGUAAUGUGAGCAUUACUGCGUUCCGGUUUGGAAGGGUAAGGGUGCUGGUGAAAUUACAGGC
Messenger RNA from Hyposmocoma kahamanoa, 3908 nucleotides. RefSeq names its product FAST kinase domain-containing protein 4. The coding region runs from base 13 to 1758 and encodes 581 amino acids. NCBI's taxonomy places the organism in Eukaryota, Metazoa, Arthropoda, Insecta, Lepidoptera, Cosmopterigidae. Gene Ontology annotation, biological process: regulation of mitochondrial mRNA stability. The transcript has 11 exons. The record is from RefSeq and is a predicted model, not a curated record.